Messenger RNA from Cetraspora pellucida, 924 nucleotides. The record is from the annotation of a GenBank genome assembly. NCBI's taxonomy places the organism in Eukaryota, Fungi, Glomeromycota, Glomeromycetes, Diversisporales, Gigasporaceae.
AUGACAUAUUCGAGAAAAUUACGGAUAACCGUUCCUUGUUCUUCUGCGAACGUUGGACCUGGAUUUGAUGCGCUUGGAGUAACAUUGUCACUUUAUCUUACACUUGACAUUAGUAUAUUCGAACGAACCUCUGAUAAAAAAAAUUAUAAUGAUGAGGUAAUUUUAACGUAUUCCGGCGAAGGUAAAGAUGGAGUGCCCCUUUCCGUCGAAAAAAACCUAAUCACGAAAUCAGCACUUUAUGUUCUCGCAUGUAACAAUAUUCCUGGCUUUACUGCUCCAAUGAACAUUAGUAUUUGUAAUCCAAUUCCGAUGGGUCGUGGUCUAGGCUCUUCAGGUGCAGCAGUUGUGGCUGGUAUUAUGUUAGGCAAUGCCUCCGGAAAUUUAGGGUUAACUAAGGAGCGCAUGCUUGAUUAUUGCUUGAUGAUAGAACGUCAUCCAGAUAAUGUUACAGCUGCUUUAAUGGGUGGAUUUGUAGCCUCGUAUUUAAGGGAGUUAAAUACAGAUGAUACAGGGACUCCACGUUCGGAAGAAUUAGAUGAAAAGAAUGAUACGAUAAAUAACUUUUCGGCACAAAUUGUUUUUAAUUUACAAAGGUUAGCAGUUUUAAUAAUGGCACUAUCUCAAUCACCACCGGAUGCGGAUUUAAUAUGUCAAGCUAUGCAAGAUAAAGUUCAUCAACCAUAUCGUAAACAGCUGAUUCCUGGUCUUUCCGAAAUAAUCACUAAUGUGACACCAACCACACACCCAGGUCUUUUAGGAAUAUGCCUGAGUGGGGCUGGACCUACAAUAUUAGCACUCGCAACGCACAACUUUGAUAGUAUCUCAAAAACUGUAAUAGACAUGUUUGCUGAGAGAAAUAUUGAGACGGUUGUAAAAGUAUUAGAUGUUGUCGAUGAUGGGGCUCAGAUAGUGGAAACAUGUUAG